This is a messenger RNA of Eupeodes corollae, 1440 nucleotides long. It is a transcript of the gene Trmt6, whose product is annotated as tRNA (adenine(58)-N(1))-methyltransferase non-catalytic subunit TRM6. The coding region runs from base 119 to 1411 and encodes 430 amino acids. Gene Ontology annotation, cellular component: nucleus; tRNA (m1A) methyltransferase complex. Gene Ontology annotation, biological process: tRNA methylation. The transcript has a single exon. NCBI's taxonomy places the organism in Eukaryota, Metazoa, Arthropoda, Insecta, Diptera, Syrphidae. The record is from RefSeq and is a predicted model, not a curated record.
GCUUCCUUCACGUGGGACUUGGUUAUUUUGUUUUGCAUUUUUUAAAUUACAUUUAAAUCAAGAAUCAAGAAAAACUUAAUAAAAUCACCUGAAAAUAGUGAAAAUAACUGCGACGAAAAUGCUAGAAAAUCCAAUAAAAAUAAAAACAGGUGACUAUGUCAUUCUGCAGCGUCAAAAAUACACCAAACUGCAAAAGUUCGGCAACCUCGAUACGACAGCAGUUCUCGGCAAAGAUCAUCUUGAACUUCGCGCCAUCGAUGGUCAUCCUUAUUACUCUACGUUCAAGAUGGUCCAAAAGGAAGGUAAAGGUCGUAAUCGAUCUUGCACUCUGCAAAUUUGCUCCGAAACAGAAAUGCGCAAUAUUUUCGAUGUUCUCGGUGGUUCGGGCAGUGGAGCAGAUAAUCGCAAUAUAAUUGACGAUGGAGGAUCUCAGAAUCUAGGUCCUGAAGAUAUUUCCAAACUGCGAGAAGAAUGCAAUGAUUCGUCGAAGAUAAUUGAGAAGAUCGUCGAGAAUUCGAAGACUUUUAAUUCAAAGACCGAAUAUUCGCAGGAAAAGUAUUUGAAAAAGAAGGAAAAGAAGUACUUUGAGUUCGUUCAAAUUCGGCAGCCUUCAAUAAGACUCCUGACAGAGAUCUUCUAUCGACAGGAUCCUGACAAAAUUCAAGGUAUUCGCAUAGAUACCUUGUCACAGAUGAUUUCCUAUUCAGGUGUAAGUGCUUUUGGCAAUUAUCUUCUGUAUGAAUCGGGGACAAAUGGCCUCCUGCCAGCUGCUUUUCUUAAUGCUAUGGGAGCCGAUACUGAAGCUCAAAUGGUCCACAUGCACCCUGGCAAUGUCCCCCAGAAACAAGCCAUUCUGGCUCUCAAUAUGCCUGAGGAGCAGACUAAGCGCUGCGUGUCUGUGAAUAUCUACUCGGUUUUGCGUGAAUACUAUCAGGGCUCGCCAGACGAACAAGAAGCUGUUAUCGAAAAACUCGAAGUACAAACACCCACCGAUGAAAAUCCCAGCAAGAAGCCCCGACUAGAUGAAUCUGAAAAUGCCACUGCUCAGGCUCAGGCAUCAACAUCCACUGAAAAACCAGCACAAAAAUGGCAAUUGGAAAACAAACGAGCCUGUGAAUUGAUGAAAGAACAAUUUGAUUCACUGAUAAUUGCAGCCAAGGAACACCCAGUGAAUAUCACAAAGACCUUGUUGACUUUUGUGAAACCAUCAAGGCCGGUGGUAAUUUUUAGCCAGUGCAAGGAAGUACUUAUGGAAUUGUAUGUUGAGUUAAAAUCGACCACAGAAGUGACGAAUUUACAUUUGACAUCGAAUUGGUUGAGAAUGUAUCAAAUUUUACCAAACAGAACGCAUCCCGAGGUCAAUAUGAACGGGAACAGUGGUUAUCUACUAUGUGGAUAUACAAUAAGAUAGAAAAUAAAUAAACAUAUUUUUUUUUUAAA